AUGCAGGACAUACCCUGGAAGAACCACAGCUUCGUGUCUGAGUUCAUUCUUCUAGGUUUCUCCAGGGACUCCCAAAUUAAUAUAAUCCUCUUCAAUAUCUUCCUCUGCUUAUACCUCUCUACACUUGGAGGCAAUGGACUCAUCGUCACCUUGAUCUUUCUGGACUCCCGCCUCCACACACCCAUGUAUUUCUUCCUCAGUGUACUCUCUAUGCUGGACAUGAGUUAUGUUACCACUACUGUGCCACAAAUGUUAAUACAUCUGCUUUCAGAGAAGAAAUCUAUAUCCUAUGUUGGAUGCGUGGCUCAGAUGUUUAUCUUCCUGGUACUGGGCAUCACUGAGGGCUGGCUCUUCUCCAUCAUGGCCUAUGAUAGGUAUGUGGCCAUUUGCUAUCCACUCAGGUACAAGGUCAUCAUGAGCCCAUGUUUGUGUGGGAUAAUGGUGGGCUUUUGUGGUCUCUGGGGUGUCAGUUGCUCCCUAGUCUACACUGUCUUCACCAUGCGCCUACCUUACUGUGGCCCCAAUGAGAUCAAUCACUUCUUCUGUGAGGUGCCUGCUAUUCUGAAGCUGGCCUGUGCAGACACAUCCCUCAAUGAUCGAGUAGAUUUUAUCCUGGGUUUCAUACUUCUCCUUGUACCUCUGUCCUUCAUUCUGGCUUCUUAUGUUCGUAUCUUUGCUGCCAUUUUGAAAAUCCGCUCAACCCAGGGUCGACUCAAAGCUUUUUCCACCUGUGCUUCCCACAUCACUGUAGUCACCAUGUUCUGCGGACCUGCCAUGUUUAUGUACAUGAACCCUGGGGCUAAUGCUUCCCCGGAGCGGGACAAGAAAUUGGCCUUAUUCUACAAUGUCAUCUCUGCCUUCCUCAACCCCAUAAUUUACAGCCUCCGAAACAAAGAUGUGAAGAGAGCUUUUCUCAAGGUAACAGGCUGGGGUAGAGCUCCUGAGUGA
Messenger RNA from Suncus etruscus (white-toothed pygmy shrew), 948 nucleotides. RefSeq names its product olfactory receptor 2A12-like. Gene Ontology annotation, cellular component: membrane. Gene Ontology annotation, biological process: G protein-coupled receptor signaling pathway. The transcript has a single exon. The coding region runs from base 1 to 948 and encodes 315 amino acids. The record is from RefSeq and is a predicted model, not a curated record. Gene Ontology annotation, molecular function: G protein-coupled receptor activity; olfactory receptor activity. Lineage: Eukaryota; Metazoa; Chordata; Mammalia; Eulipotyphla; Soricidae.